CAUUUCCUCCUCCUCCGUAUGCUAAUCAACACACAUGUUAAUCUCUUAAAAACCUGUCCUGAGUUCCUCCUGUUUCCUCUCCAGGUGGGUUUGGUCCUCAACAGCUUCACCAUGAAGGUUUACUUCUGCUCAGCUCAGCAGCAGGUGUCCAGCAUCAUGAUGGUCUACCUGAAGAACCUGGCAGCCGCCGACUUCCUGCUCUGCCUUUACCUCCCCUUCCGCAUCAUCAACUACGCCAACAGCUCCAUCACCUUCUGCCUGGUCUACUGCAACUUUGCUGACUCCACCUUUUACCUCAACAUGUACGCCAGCAUCCUGUUCAUGGGCUACAUCGCUGCUAACAGGUAUCUGAAGAUCAUCCAUCCAUUAAGAACUCACAUCCUCCAGACAGUGCAGGCUGCCCGCAUCAUCUCCAUGGUAACCUGGGUUUUCCUGCUGGCCGUUAUGACCUCUUACAUCAGCCUGUUGCUCUUCACCCAACAACAGUUGACCAUUGUCCCUGACAGCUGUGAUGCAUUGCAAAGUGACCAGGUCAUUGUGUUCUCCAAAAUCAUCCACAUCUGCUCUGCUGUCACCUUCCUGUUCGUCCUCGUCUCCUUGGUCUUCUUCUACUACAGCGCCUCCCGCACUGUGUUGCUGGCACAGCAGAGGCACCUGUCAUCCUCCAGCUGCAAGGAGCUCAUGAAGUCACGCAAGAAAAUGUUGGUGCUGGUCAGCGUCUUCUGCAUUUGUUUCGUGCCGUACCACCUGGGUCUUAUUCCCUAUGCUUUACUGAGGAGGCAGGGCCCCUCACGCCAGUUGUUGUGCUACCUGACUGAAGUAACCACCUUACUGUCAGUUCUCAACAUCUGCCUGGAUCCACUCAUCUACUUCAUCAACUGUAAGGCCUUUCGGACCAAGCUGAACCUGAAGAGAGUGCUCAGCAGGACCAAGCAAACACCAAGCACAGACACAAGAAGCAACGAGGGGCAGCUGAGCACCAUCAGCAUCAACAACUACUGGUAAAGAAAAACCAGCCAGUUUAAUACUUCAUAUCUUUGUUUUCAUUUACAUCAGAACAUUUAUCCACACUACACUUGCUAUAAUAUUCUCACUGGCCAGACACUCUGGAUUGAGAAGAUUUGUGUGAAAUUUGCAUAUAAAUAUUCAUAUAUAUUGUGUAUAUGUACAUGUGAAAACUGUCCUGAAAAUAAGGUUUGUAAAUGUGAAUUUAUCAAAUGUAAAAAUCUGUUUCACGUGUGAUAAACCUUGCGUGUGUAUGUGUUAGUUUAUCACAUCUGACACAUGUGAAGUUGUUCUCACAUGUAAUAAUUUUUCAUGGGAAAUUCUACAAAAGUAUAAAUAGAUAAUACAAAGAAUAAUGUACUGAUAUUUA
This is a messenger RNA of Thunnus maccoyii (southern bluefin tuna), 1375 nucleotides long. RefSeq names its product P2Y purinoceptor 14-like. Gene Ontology annotation, molecular function: G protein-coupled purinergic nucleotide receptor activity. The transcript has 2 exons. Gene Ontology annotation, cellular component: membrane. Gene Ontology annotation, biological process: G protein-coupled receptor signaling pathway. Bases 19 to 1005 code for a protein of 328 amino acids. The record is from RefSeq and is a predicted model, not a curated record. Lineage: Eukaryota; Metazoa; Chordata; Actinopteri; Scombriformes; Scombridae.